GACUGUUUGAGGGGGAAAGGAUAGCAAUCUGUAGACAGAGCUAUCCGAACAGUAGCGACCAAUUUGGGUAUAGUUGCCCCAUGUGCUACUUGUACCUGUCAGACUUUAACCAUAUGCCACAUAGUUACAAUAGCUCCUAAUACCCCAUAAGGCAAUCGACUUCACUCUUCUUUUCUCUUACAAGCUAUAUACUUCCUAAUUCUAAAGUCUAGACUUCAAAUCCAACCACGGCUACACCCCCAUCCCUUGAUUACUGAUCGCAUCGCGGAUUUCUAAUCUCGGCAUGACAAGAACCCCGACUGGAAUGACGCCAUGAAAACCUCCUCAUUUACUAUAUAGUCCCAUUUCAACCCCUCAUUUUCCAUAAACAUCCCAAAAUUUGUUCUUCUCUUGCUUCAAAGCAAACUCUCCAAUAACCAAAAUGGCCUCCAAACCCUUCGCUAUCAUCGCCGGCGUCGGCCCAGGCACUGGCGCCUCCAUCGCCCGCCGCUUCGCCAAAUCCUACCCCAUCGUAGUCCUAGCCCGCAACCCAGCAAACUACCAGCCCGUCGUGGACGAGAUCAACUCCUCCGGCGGUCAAGCCACCGGCAUCAGCACCGAUCUAUCCGACUCGACUGGUGUCCGCUCCGCCUUUGAGCAGAUCAAAUCGCAGUUCCAGGGUUCAUCACUAGCCGCCGCAGUGUUCAACUCGGGCGGUGGAUUCGUGAGGAAGCCGUUUCUUGAGUUAACGGAGACGGAGUUUAGUUCCGGGUUUGAGGGGCAGGGGAAAGGAGCAUUCAACUUCGCCCAGAAUGUCCUCCCACUCUUUCCGGCUGAGUCGCAAGGAGGUUUGAAAUACCCACCUACUCUCAUUUUCACCGGCGCUACAGCCAGCGUGAAGGGCUCGGCGCAAUUCGCUUCCUUCGCCGCGGGCAAGUUCGCGCUUAGGGCGUUGGCGCAGUCGCUGGCGAGAGAAUUCGGACCUAAGGGCAUUCAUGUCUCCCAUGUUAUUAUUGAUGGGGUUAUUGAUAUCCCGAGGACGAAGGGGUGGGUGUUCGAGAAGGAGGAUGCCAAGUUGGAUCCUGAGGCUAUUGCCGAUUCGUAUUGGCAUUUACAUACACAGCCCAGGACGACGUUUGGAUUUGAGUUGGAUUUGAGGCCGUAUGUUGAGAGGUGGUGAUUGAGAAGAUUGGAAAAUAGGGAGAGUAGUAUCAUUGGGAGUAGUAUUCCAAGUUAAAUUGUUCAAGGACAGGAAAUUGUACAGGGUACUACGUAGUAUCUAAAUGGACUACAAUAUCGGUUUUACAGUCCCAAAGAAAAAAUUAACUUCCACAAAUGUCCUGGCUGCUACCAAUAUAAAUAAAGCUGUUAACUG
Molecule: messenger RNA, 1354 nt
Organism: Aspergillus welwitschiae
Lineage: Eukaryota; Fungi; Ascomycota; Eurotiomycetes; Eurotiales; Aspergillaceae
Product: oxidoreductase, short chain dehydrogenase/reductase family
Exons: 4
Coding region: 422-1159 (245 amino acids)
Source: RefSeq, a predicted model, not a curated record